AUGACGAACGACAUCUCCGAACAAUUAUCGCAGACUUUUGGCCCAACUUUGACACUGAUGAAACUGACUGGGCAAUUCGUUGGCGAAACCUCCUUCUCUGAGCUUCGGAACUUAAACCCGGGAAAGUCGGUAUAUCUUUCGCGUUUCUACAGCUUGCUUGUUGUGCUAAGCCUGUGGCUGUACGCCAUAUUCGGACUGGCAAGUCUUUUCUCUGAAGGUUUCACCUCCGUGGAUGUUUUCCUUUACUUGUUUACCAUAGCUACCUGGUCUGUGCAGUGUGCCUGCAACGUCACCAUUUUUUUGGCGCUGCUGCCUCAAGUGCAAAGCAAAAGCGGCUCUCGGUUUUCCCAAUUUAUUACUUCAUUUUCUACGACAACAACUGAUCUCAAAGGGUUGAGGCGAAAAUCACUGAAAGGUUUAGCUUUUGCAGGAAUGGUGUCUUUGGGAAAUUUUGCCUUCGCUCUACUAUGGUCAUUUUAUGUCAAUGGUGUAUUGUACAAAUACAAACCCUCGAAUGGGAACAUGGGAGUCCGGAUCAUCGAAAUUGGAGUUGGAAUAUAUACUUCUUUCGCCUGGAGUCUCCCCGUUCAGCUUUACUACACAACGUGCUUGGUCUUGGAAAGAAUGUUUGAAACGCUAAAGGACAAAGUCGCAUCCAGCCUCGAUACAGAUCAUCCAUUUACCCUUACCAGCUUACGUCACGAGUAUCUACGAUUGUGUAAGGUACUCGAGAUGGCUGACAAAGUGUUUUCACCAUUCCUGUUGGUAACGUUCGCAUUGGAUGUACCGUUAAUUUGCGUGAACCUGUACCAGGUCAUCAAGAUCACCAAGAAUUGGUCCAACGAGGAAAAUACGAUUUCGUUUUUUGCGCACAUGUUUUGGAGUGUUUGUUUAUCGAGCAUAGUUUCACUCUUAUGCUUGUUUGGAGGGCGAGUGAAUGAGAAGGUAAGAUCACGGGUGUAUAAAUGGCAGUUUAAGCAAACCUUUUCACUUACAGGCAGCUGUGGCAAAAACCUUUUUAAGCAAAUAUCGAUAAGCAAUGUUAGCUAAGAAAAGCAAUAGAGGUAUCUUUUCAAAAAUCUUGACCAAAGCGGCAAAUUUAACGACGAUAACAAGGGACUUAUAGAAAGAAACAAGGAAUUUCUCAGCAGCUGGUGAAGACGAUUUUGACAAAAGUAACAAAUAUAGCAAGGAAGCAAAAAGGCAAAAGAGAAAUCCCAUGUUUAUUGCAAGGAAGAUGAAACGCAAAGCCGACAAUGCUAAGAGGUCUCUCGCCAAGCCUCAAAUUUAGGAAGCAAGAUUAACCAGGAUCAAUUAGUCUGCAUCUGCAAAAAUUGUCAACAAAAUCGCUCAUUUAUGGAUGUUAGAUUCGUUUUUAAUUCGUUGCUUCCAAUUUUUUUCUAUGAAAAAAAAGUAGUGGCUAAAACAUCUUUUACGUCACGACCUAGCGAUCGUAACCAAUCUAACUUGUUCAGUUUAUCGUUGUCACCAGCGCGCAUUUCGUAGCCUUCGCUAUCUCGUAAUCCGAUUACGUAAUCUGAUCACGCGCGUUUUGGCUUUUCAAAAUCACGUGAAACUUACGGAACGCCCAACGUAUGGUUAUUAUCAAUUUAUCAAUUAAUUUACUCAUUUAUUUAUUCAGUUAGUUACUAGUUAACCAGUCAGUUAGUUUUAACUUAUACUGUCUACCAGUUUAACCAGUCUAAAAGUUUCUUCAUUAGUGUCCAGCCUCCAGACAGGUAACUCGGCUGGCCGACCUUGUCACACACCCGCGCUCUUACAAAGGAAAUGGUGGUGAUCGACAAAGGAAAUGGUGGUGAUCGAGCACGCCCUCGGCAACGCAUUUGAACGUACUAAUCAGUAUGGAAGGUCUAAAUCAUGAUUUAAAUCAAAUAACAUAUUAUUUGCAGGCUCACAGUUUCUACGAAACCUUACAAAUGCGCUACUUUCCUGCUCAGGACAUCAAAGAACACUCGGAAGUGAGUACAAUGACGACCUUUUGUUUUUCCUUUUUAAAAGAGAAAUACAGCCAAUACGCUUACAGAUCUACUUCUAACUUCCACUGACAGAGAUUAAGCGAGGUACAACUUUUACAUGAACGCUAGCCUGAGUUUCAUUUCCUCUCCCCCAAUGCUCAAACUGCGUUUGCGCACAACCUGCUAUAUAAUAAAUUGCCUUUAUUUUAUUUACGUGCGUAAAAUUUGAGUAUGUGGCCCGAAAUCCACCUUAAAAGAAGCUUUAUAAAUAAGGUUAGUCAUUUCUCCGAAUAUUUAUCAUAUCAUAUGAAAAGCUGCACUGACCUCAAUCUUGGCGAAAAUAUAAGCUUAUCUCCUUUCAUUUCCCAGAGUCUAGACUAUAUCUAUUGAACGGGUUUGGGUUUAUAUUUCUGAUGAUGUGAUAGCGAAAACCAGAAACUUACUCAAGCGAUCUUUUUAAAUCUGUUUUUCCUCAGUUGGUGCUGUUCCUUGCGCAUGUCCAGGGAGAGCCCAUUGGUUUAUCUGCAGGAGUAUUGUCGGUGGUCAACAAGUCGUUCUUCCUUACGGUUAGUUUAAUUUAGUUAACUGCCGUAUUUAUUUUUGCCCUGUAUUUUUUUUGCCCUUGACGGCUUUACUAACAAUCAAUCCAAAUCCUCCAAACAAAACUUCUAAUCAAAAUUUUCUUAUAAAAUCAAACUGUACCAAAAUGUAACUUUCGAUUGGACACAAAGGGAAAAAAAAUAGUAUGUCAUGUUCUCAGGGUCUAUUUUCUCCUAGUCUUCUCAGGAAGAGACUGUUGAUGGGUAGGAAAUAUUCACAGGAAAAAUCUUUGCACGCAUAAUUAAAUACAAGAUCGAGCAGUAUGGAGCGUACCGAAUUAACCCCCCUUCUGUGGGCAGGAACGCUAUUAAGGAGGACAUGAAUACAUCAACGCCGAUGUUGUCAUAGCUUUUUGUCUCUCUUAUGAAUUAAAAUGCAGGGGAAUCCCAUCAAGAUAAGGUCAUGUACGCGUUUAUAGCAGGUCUUAUACCUUAAAGGUAUUCCUGCAUGAAAAAGGGUUAACCGUCGGCGAGUCCUACACUACUGAAGCGAAUUAGAAAAUCUCCAAAGGGCACUUUACCCUCACCGGAAAGUUCCAGAAGCAUCUGUUUUUCGUUUCACUGAUUGGUCAGUUUUCAUUGAACUGGUUUUUCAAGGGAUUUAUGCAGAGGGCUGGGCGUCUCCUGCUGCUCUAGCUUGUAAAUCUUGUAGGAAGUUUUUGAGCAACAGGCGUCAGCCGGAAGUGAGCCUUUUUCUAUUUAUAUAAUAGAGACCUCUGGAUUCUAAGACGAGAACGACUACGAGUACGAGAUUUUCUCAAUAGUAAGUAGUGCUCGCGCGUGAGGCAGCGUCAAUUUGGCGGGAAAACAUGGUAGCCGCCGUCAUUCUACUAAGAGUUUUAGCGAGAGUGUCGUAGUGGCGGGAACAAGUUAUCAAAUGUUAGACGUUUUAGCAUUUUGCAAUCGGGAGAGGUCUUAACCUCCUUUAAUAACGAUAACAGUACUUACUUUUCUGGUGAAAAAAAGUACAAUGAUGAGUUCUGGGGUGUCUAUUUUUUGACAGUACGUGAAAAAACUUUAAAUCAAAUCUCGUACUCGUGGUCGUUCUCGUCCUCGAAUCUAAAGGUCUCUAAUUAUGCCUUGACACUAUCAACUUUGUAUGGCUUAGUGUCGACUUUACCCUUAUAUAUAGAGAAGAUUUGCCCAAGAAUUUGUUCAAAUAUCACGACCGAAGAGUUCAAAAAGUCCACUUCCGGAGUUCAUGAACGUCGUUGCUUUAUUACUCUCUAAUAUUGAACAUAUUUCCGCUUGACUUAAGACCUAGAACUAUGAAUCGCUGGAAAAGUAGGAUAAAAAUUUUAGGCAGAGGAGCGACCUUUAAUAAGUUCUGUAGAAACCUUAUAUAAUUGUUCACAUUUAUUAUUUUCUUGGUUUCAGCUUGUUGGAAUAAUCGCAUCGUAUUUUGCCGUGCUGUUAACUUUACCUUACUGA
Molecule: messenger RNA, 4006 nt
Organism: Porites lobata
Lineage: Eukaryota; Metazoa; Cnidaria; Anthozoa; Scleractinia; Poritidae
Source: the annotation of a GenBank genome assembly